AUGAAGCCCUUUCCUCUGUCAUUGACAAAUGGCGCUCAGCUUUCAGGUAUAUUCUCGGUGCCGACCCGUGCGUCAAAAUCUCCCGACUAUCAACCCUUGGUGGUCGCAAUACACGGCGGGACGUAUUUUUCUAAGUACUUUGACGCCGGGACAGCCACGUCCGCCGCAAGGCUGGCAGAAACACUCGGGGUGCCUUUCGUAGCCAUUGACCGUCCAGGGUAUAAAGACAGCACAGGAUUUCCUCCGGUGCCUGACGGAUCGACGUUCCUCCAGGAAGAAGGCAAAUACCUUCACCGUCAUAUCCUUCCCAAGGUAUGGCAAGAAUUCGGGCUUAGCUCUGGAGCAACCGCCAUUGUCAUCCUGGCGCACUCCUUGGGAUCCCCAGGCUCUAUCGUGGCCUCUGCCCUCCACGCAAAUGACCCUCAACCUCAAUACCCACUCGGUGGGCUGAUCAUGUCCGGCUGGGGCACGGAACAUGGUCGUCCUCGUGAAAGUGCCAGGCACAUUAUUGAGAACGGGGUCGUCGACGGACGGAUUUUUUGGCCCUUGGAGGUGAAAGAUGGCCCCAUGUUUGGCGAUCCCAAGCUGGGAAGGGUGCCUCCCGAGAUCCGAGAGAUGGGGUCCGAUUUGAACACUUCCAUGUCCCUCGGAGAGUUUGAAGACGGCACGUUCCACUGGGCGGACUACUGGGCGGGUUAUGCAAAGGAGGUGAAGGUGCCGAUUAUGUAUGGGAUGGGCGAGCACGAUGCAUUAUGGAAGGCCUCGAGGGAGACGGUGCAGGACUUUGCGCGGCACUUUACAGGAAGCCCGAGGGUCGAGAGCGGCAUCGUUCUUGGUGCACCGCAUUGUAUCGAGCUGAGCUACUGGGGCCGCGGCUGGAUGAUGAGGUGCUUGGGGUUUGCGCAGGAGUGUGCAGCUGCCGAGGGAGGACACUCUCUUUGUAGCUUGGGGCCCAAUAAACGACAUCCUCGCGCCUCGACAACAGACCUCAAGGACCUGCUUCUGCCCAAACGCGGCUCUACGCCCAAGGACCAGGUCGCGCACUGGUACGAGGCGCAGCUGCUUCACUAUGGACUCCCACGGUCUCGAGACAAGAACACGGCCAAAGUGCGACUGACCAAUGCGCUCUCGGCCAAGACUCUGUCGGUGCCCAAGGAGAUUGUGCAGAUGGAGGCGGAGUUGAAGAAGGAGUUUGCCAGUGCGCUGAGGAGAGCGAAGGGCGCAGCAGCAGCAGCAAAGCCAGCGCGGGCCAAAGUCUCUGAGAAAGCCACGACGACUGCGAAAGAAAAGAAAGGCGCCGCCCGCUCAAAAACCACCAUCGAGCUGGAAAUCGAUGACGUGAAGCUCAAGAUUGACCGCGACACGCUCGAGGCGGCAAAGAAGUCGACCAAAUCCAAGAAGACUUCCAGCGCCUCCGCUGCCUCUGAUGCUCCAUCUGCCAAAAAGUCCAAAGGCGCCAAAACAUCAUCUUCCACUCCCAAGCCUGCAUCUGCGCCAAAAUCUCCCUCCAAACCCAAGGCUACAGCCUCAGCCUCAGCACCACGAAGUCGACAGACCGCCAGACGAAGCCAGCCUUUCCCUCGCAAUACCAGUGCCCGACCCAUCUCGAACCCUCCACAACACAUCUAUGACCACACCCCCGUCUCCUUCCACCAUGACGUCGAAAUGGAUGACGCCCCGCCGGCGUACGAGUCCCUGGGGUAUGACGAGCCCGACGACUCUCCAAACAGCUCUGCCGGCAUCCAAAUAUCAGGCACCUACCUAAUCCACCAAAAACCAUUUUAUCCCUUUGAUAUCACGCUCCAAGUCGACCACCGACAACAAAAACUCUGGGGGCGCUUUAACAUCGGUUCCAAAUCCGGGGUUCUCCACGCCGGCGAUAUCUCCCACGUCACUCCUUAUAACGCUGUCUCGUUCGGGUGGAGGUCGGAGGAUGAUGAUGACGGCGACAUGAAGUUUGGACGAGGUUGCGAUGGAUACCUGGAAUUCGACGGAGACGAGUGGAUGAAGGGGCGCUUCCGGGGCUUGAUAGAUGGAGAAGACGUGGACUUUCAAGGACAUUUGAUAGAAGAAGAUGGGCUGGAUGUCGCGGAAAUGAAGGAUAUCUGGGAUGAGUUUCCACGAAAGGCAUAUGGCAGACCUUGA
Molecule: messenger RNA, 2145 nt
Organism: Fonsecaea nubica
Lineage: Eukaryota; Fungi; Ascomycota; Eurotiomycetes; Chaetothyriales; Herpotrichiellaceae
Exons: 2
Coding region: 1-2145 (714 amino acids)
Source: RefSeq, a predicted model, not a curated record